Alexandromys fortis (reed vole) is the source of this 3731-nucleotide messenger RNA. RefSeq names its product dehydrogenase E1 and transketolase domain containing 1 (gene Dhtkd1). Gene Ontology annotation, molecular function: oxoglutarate dehydrogenase (succinyl-transferring) activity; thiamine pyrophosphate binding. Gene Ontology annotation, biological process: tricarboxylic acid cycle. NCBI's taxonomy places the organism in Eukaryota, Metazoa, Chordata, Mammalia, Rodentia, Cricetidae. The transcript has 17 exons. The coding region runs from base 95 to 2857 and encodes 920 amino acids. The record is from RefSeq and is a predicted model, not a curated record.
CACGUGGUGCAUUCAGGGUCUCACUCUCCUGCAACUACCUCUCUGGCCUUGGCUGCAGCUCUGGUUUCUUCCAUUCUUUCGGACCCAGACUGACAUGGCUCCGGCUACUAUGGCAGCUGCAAGGAGAGCUCUCUGCCUAGCUGUCCCGCUUUUCCGGCGCGGUUACCAGACGGAGAGGGGCGUCUAUGGCUACCGGCCUAGGAAGGCCGAGAGCGGAGAGCCCCGAGGCGACCGUACACGCCCCUCAGUUGAUCACGGCCUUGCCAGGUUGGUGACAGUUUAUUGUGAGCAUGGCCACAAAGCCGCCCAGAUCAACCCUCUCUUUCCGGGACAAGCCCUGCUGGAUACUGUGCCUGAAAUCCAAGCCCUCGUACAGACCCUGCAGGGACCCUUCACUACCACAGGACUGUUGAACAUGGGCAAAGAAGAGGCUUCUCUUGAGGAAGUCUUAGCCUAUUUGAACCAUAUCUUCUGCGGGCCAAUUUCUAUUGAAACCGCACAGCUUCAGAGCCAGGAGGAGAAAGAUUGGUUUGCCAGAAGGUUUGAGGAGCUGAAAAAGGAGUCGUUUACCACAGAAGAGCGAAAACACCUGGCAAAACUAUUGCUAGAAUCUCAGGAGUUUGACCACUUUUUGGCCACCAAGUUUGCCACAGUGAAGAGAUAUGGCGGUGAAGGGGCUGAGAGCAUGAUGGGAUUUUUUCAUGAGUUACUGAAGUCGUCAGCCUAUGGCGGUAUAACUGAUGUCAUUAUUGGGAUGCCCCAUAGAGGGAGGCUUAAUUUGUUGACAGGCCUUCUGCAGUUACCUCCAGAGCUGAUGUUCCGUAAAAUGCGAGGUUUAAGUGAAUUUCCAGAAAACGUCUCAGCCAUUGGAGAUGUCCUGUCCCAUCUGACCUCCUCGGUGGACCUAGACUUUGGUGCCCACCGUCCCCUCCAUGUGACAAUGCUGCCUAAUCCCUCUCAUCUGGAAGCCGUUAACCCUGUGGCUGUCGGGAAGACUCGCGGCAGGCAGCAGUCUCGGGGAGAGGGGGACUACUCACUGCACGGUUCUGCUCAGCCUGGGGACAGAGUCAUUUGCCUGCAGGUUCAUGGUGAUGCGUCCUUCUGUGGCCAAGGGAUUGUCCUUGAAACGUUCACGCUCUCUAACCUCCCACAUUUCAGAGUUGGUGGGAGUAUCCACCUAAUCGUCAACAACCAGCUGGGCUACACCACGCCAGCGGAGAGAGGAAGGUCUUCCUUAUACAGCAGUGAUAUUGGAAAGCCCGUAGGCUGUGCCAUCAUCCACGUCAACGGGGACAGUCCAGAGGAAGUGGUCCGAGCCACGAGACUUGCUUUUGAAUAUCAGCGCCAGUUCCGAAAGGAUGUGAUUAUUGAUUUGUUAUGCUAUAGGCAGUGGGGCCAUAAUGAGCUGGAUGAACCUUUCUUCACCAACCCAGUCAUGUAUAAGAUCAUCAGAGCCCGGAAGAGCAUCCCUGACACCUAUGCGGAGCACCUCAUUGCCAGUGGACUCCUGACCCAGGAGGAGGUCUCUGGCAUAAAAGCCUCCUACUACACCAAGUUAAAUGACCACUUAACCAAUGCGGCCCACUACAGCCCCCAGGCCACUAACCUGCAGGCCCACUGGCAGGGCCUGGCACAGCCAGAAGCACGCAUCACCACCUGGGACACAGGUGUGCCCCUCGACCUCCUUCACUUUAUUGGUGUGAAGUCCGUGGAGGUCCCAGAGGAGCUGCAACUACACAGCCACCUUCUCAAGAUGUAUGUUCAGUCAAGGAUGGAGAAGGUGAAGCAGGGAACAGCUUUGGACUGGGCCACAGCAGAAACCCUUGCCUUGGGCUCCUUACUUGCUCAAGGUUUCAAUGUUCGUCUGAGUGGCCAAGAUGUUGGCCGUGGAACUUUCAGUCAAAGGCACGCCAUGGUGGUUUGCCAGAACACAGAUGAUGCCUACAUUCCUCUGAACCACAUGGACCCGAGUCAGAAAGGGUUUCUGGAGGUUAGCAACAGCCCGCUGUCAGAAGAGGCUGUCCUGGGGUUUGAAUAUGGAAUGAGCAUUGAGAGCCCAAAGUUGCUGCCCCUCUGGGAAGCUCAGUUUGGUGAUUUCUUCAAUGGAGCCCAGAUCAUCUUUGACACAUUCAUCUCUGGAGGAGAGGCCAAGUGGCUCCUGCAGAGUGGCAUUGUCAUCCUCCUUCCACAUGGCUAUGAUGGGGCUGGACCUGACCACUCAUCUUGCCGAAUAGAGCGGUUCUUGCAGAUGUGCGAUAGUGCAGAAGAAGGGGUGGACAGCGACACUGUGAACAUGUUUGUGGUACACCCAACUACGCCCGCUCAGUAUUUCCACUUGCUUAGAAGACAAAUGAUCCGGAAUUUCAGAAAACCUCUCAUUGUUGCUUCUCCCAAAGUGUUACUCAGGUACCCUGCAGCUGUGUCAGCUCUUCAGGAAAUGGCCCCAGGAACAGCAUUCAAACCUGUCAUUGGCGAUUCAUCAGUAGAUCCAAAAAACGUUAAAACUCUCAUAUUUUGCUGUGGUAAACAUUUUUAUGCUCUGCUGAAGCAAAGAGAAUCUUUGGGGGCCAAGAAGCAUGACUUUGCCAUCAUUCGAAUAGAGGAACUCUGCCCUUUCCCACUGGAUUCAUUACAACAAGAGAUGAGCAAAUACAAACAUGUUAAAGAUAUUAUUUGGAGUCAGGAGGAGCCUCAGAACAUGGGUCCAUGGUUUUUUGUUUCUCCAAGGUUUGAAAAACAGCUGGCCUGCAAGCUCCGUCUUGUAAGCCGGCCCCCUUUGCCAGCACCUGCAGUAGGAAUUGGCACCGUGCACCAGCAGCAGCAUGAAGACAUCCUCACCAAGACCUUUGCUUCAUAAUGUGCUUUGAGAAAAACAGGAUUGCCUUUUAAGCAAAGUGCUGUAAAGGUGAACCUGCUUCUCCCACCCUUCCUCCUUUCCUCCGGCUAGCGUGGAAGUCCGUGGAGUGAUUUGGACAAAUGACUCUGGAAUAAGUGGAAUAAGUGGGGAAUGAUUUUAUAAGUAAUGAAAGAGAUAGUAGAUUAUUAUCCUUUGCAGGACAAUAGUGUUUGUUAUGCUUUGGUUCGAUAUGAAUGAACUGGAAAAGGAGGUCAUUAGCCAGAUGUAUUCAGACUCCACUGUAACUGACCAUAAAUGAGCAAGGAAAGUUCUUUGGCUAAAACGUGGGGCUGUAUAUAGGCAGUGUAUAGGCAGCCCCAACACGACCACUUACUUGUUUAGUGCACAUGACUUAUCUUAAUUUUCCCCCUUUUCAAAGCCCUCUAAACAGCAGUAUUUUUGUUUUAAGACAUCUCUGAGCCACUCUACGAAAUGUUCCACCCCAUACCAGUAGAAUCAGACCAUUCCGGAUUUGUGUUCUUUCAGGGUUUAUCCAUUAUCAUGAAAAGUAAAUCCUGUUAAAUACAACUUUCUGAUUGUGCGAUCUUCUAGCUGUGUGUGCUGAGACACACACAGUUGUUGUCCUGUUGUCCAGGCUGGCCUCAUCCUCACUGUAGAGCAGAGGAUGACUGACUGAACUUCUGCUCUUUCUGCCUCUACUUCCUGAGUGCUGGGACUCCUCACUUGUGCGGUCAUGCCUAGUUAGUACUGGUGAUGAGGAUCAAGUGGUAGGGAGGACUCUACCAACUGAGCUGCUGCCCUGGCCCCUAGUGACUUUUAAAUUAUGAAGUGUUAGCUGUAUUAAAACUGGCUUGUGCUUUAUUUUACCAUUAAG